This is a messenger RNA of Epinephelus lanceolatus (giant grouper), 11277 nucleotides long. The record is from RefSeq and is a predicted model, not a curated record. NCBI's taxonomy places the organism in Eukaryota, Metazoa, Chordata, Actinopteri, Perciformes, Serranidae.
GCUGCUGCGCGCCGUGGAUACGCCGACACUAUGGAUACCGAGCGUCUUUUUCCACAUUAAAAACUCCACAAUGAGGGAUAAAAGUAAAGCGCGGUGCUGGGAGAGGGAGAGUUAAUGCGUUUGCGGAGGAGUUUCGGUGAAGUUGAAUGGGAUUUGGCAGGUUCACAAGAAUGGAGCUACCGAUGUGUUUAUGGAUUUGGGUUUGUGUCCUGUUCAACGUGCCUCUUGCGGGAUGUUUGGAGAUACACCUUUCGGAGACUUUACAGCCCGGGACACUUCUGGCAAACCUGUCGCACGGCCCUGGAUGGAUUACUAAACUUGACAGGAGUUUAUCACCUAAAUUCAUCCAGAGCUUUUUCCAAGUUGAGAGACAUGAUGGGGUUAUCCGUCUGUCCCACAAAGUUCAGUGUGCGCACACGGCGAGGAACCCAGCGCCUGUGUAUUUCAGGACAGGUUCUUCAUCUGGGGACGUUAUUCUCACACAGUUUAAUGUGUUUGUCCACGGCCAGGACUGUUUUAUUAAAUACAAGAGAAAGAAGGCGCCAGGUAAGCCCGACAUUCACAUUAAACACCUUACAGAACUGGAGGCAACUUCCUGCUUGCCCGCAGGUAAGCUGCUUUUGAAUGUAACAGAACUUUUGCCUGCGUUUACGCGCAGCGCCACUUUUUUGGACACAAUGUGUGUUGGCAAAGACUUGAGUGCAAUGUUCAGGCAGGGGGAUUUGUUCCUGGUCAGUGACUUAUGUCUUGAGCACAGAGGACAGCCCGAGGUGUGUUUGCACUGCGCGCUGCACAGCUCUGCAGGGCUCUCUGUGCGGCUGAGUUUGACGCUUGUAAAAGUGCCCAAACAACAUGAACCCCCCUCCUCAGAAACCGUCCACAGAAAGUCCGGCAAGUUGAUCCGCAGGGGGAAGCGACAAGUAAACGCGCCUCCCCAGUUCCAGCUCCCCAACUAUCAGGUGUCCGUGCCCGAGAAUGAGCCUGCGGGCACGCGGGUGAUCACCCUGAAAGCCACUGACCCGGAUGAUGGAGAGGCAGGGAGGCUGGAGUACAGCAUGGAAGCCUUGUUUGACAGCAGGUCCAAUGACUUCUUUGACAUUAACUACCAAACAGGGAGCAUAACAACCGUCCAGGCACUUGACAGAGAAGUCAAAGACACCCACGUUUUCAAAGUCACUGUAACUGACAAUGGCUCCCCUAAAAGGUCUGCAACUUCUUACCUCACUGUCACUGUGAGCGACACUAAUGACCACAGCCCAGUGUUUGAGCAAACCGAAUACCGCGUUAGCAUCCGGGAGAAUGUAGAAGUGGGGUUUGAAGUGAUGACAAUCCGAGCCACUGAUGGGGACGCUCCCUCCAAUGCCAAUAUGAUUUAUACAAUUGUCAACGGUGACGGUGUGAACUCUGUGUUUGAAAUCGACCCCCGUAACGGCCUGGUGAGGAUCAGAGAGCGGCCUGACAGGGAGACCCGGGCCCAGUACCAGCUGAUUGUUGAGGCCAAUGACCAGGGCAAAGACCCAGGGCCCCGGAGCGCCACCGCCACUGUCAACAUCUCUGUGGAGGAUGAGAACGACAACUACCCACAGUUCAGUGAAAAGAGGUAUGUUGUGCAGGUCCCGGAGAACGUGGCGGUCAACACCAAAGUCAUCCAGGUGGAAGCUACAGACAAAGACGAGGGAAACAACGCCAAAGUACAUUACAGCAUCAUCAGUGGCAAUGUUAAAGGACAGUUCUACAUUCACUCCCCCACUGGUGUGAUUGACGUCAUCAAUCCUCUGGACUACGAGAUGAUUCGGGAGUAUAAUUUGAGGAUUAAGGCACAGGACGGCGGCAGGCCUCCUCUGAUAAACGGCACAGGGAUGGUGGUGGUGCAGGUGGUGGACGUGAACGACAAUGCCCCCAUGUUUGUGAGCACACCUUUCCAGGCUACUGUGCUGGAAAAUGUGGCCAUUGGUUACUCUGUGAUCCACAUCCAAGCAAUUGAUGGUGACUCAGGAGAAAACGCUCGUUUGGAAUACCGGUUAACUGACACCAUGCCUGGUUUUCCGUUCACCAUCAACAACAGCACAGGCUGGAUUACAGUGAGCGAAGGGCUCGACAGGGAGACCACUGACUUCUACACAUUCGGCGUGGAGGCGAGAGACCACGGGAUACCUGUGAUGUCCUCCUCUGCCAGCGUCAGCAUCACAGUGCUGGAUGUGAAUGAUAAUGUACCCACAUUCACAGAGAAGGUCUACUCGCUGAAAAUCAAUGAAGAUGCUCUCGUGGGGACCAGCGUGCUGACCGUGACAGCCGUGGAUAGAGACGUCAACAGCGUGGUGACCUAUCAGAUCUCCAGCGGCAACACCAGGAACCGCUUUGCCAUCACAAGCCAGAGUGGCGGCGGUCUCAUCACCUUAGCCCUCCCUUUGGACUACAAGCAGGAACGCCAGUACGUCCUGACAGUCACCGCCAGUGAUGGAACACGCUACGAUACUGCUCAGGUGUUCAUUAACGUGACGGACGCCAACACGCACCGGCCUGUCUUCCAAAGUGCCAACUACCAGGUGAUGCUCAGUGAGGAAAAACCAGUGGGCUCCACUGUGGUGGUGAUAAGUGCUACGGACGAGGACACGGGUGAGAAUGCUCGCAUCACAUAUGUGAUGGAGGACAAUGUCCCUCAGUUUAAAAUCGACCCAGAUACAGGUGCCAUCACAACACAAAUGGAGAUAGAUUAUGAAGACCAGGCCUCCUACACGUUAGCCAUCAUCGCCAGAGACAACGGGAUCCCUCAGAAAUCUGACACCACCUAUGUGGAGAUAAUCAUCCUUGAUGCCAACGAUAAUGCUCCCCAGUUUCUUAGGGAAAGGUAUGAUGGGACUGUACCUGAGGAUGCACCUGUCUACCACAGCGUCCUCCAGAUCUCUGCUUCAGAUAGAGAUUCUGGCUCAAAUGGCAGGGUGAGCUACACGUUUCAGGGUGGCGAUGAAGGUGAGGGGGAUUUCUUCAUUGAACCUUACUCUGGCAUCAUCAGAACCGCUCGCAAACUGGACCGUGAGAACGUCCCUGUUUACAAUCUGAAGGCCUACGCUGUGGAUAGAGGGGUUCCGCCUCUGAAAGCAGCUGUCUCCAUCCAUGUGGUUGUCAAAGACAUAAAUGACAACGCUCCAGUGUUUGAGAAGGACGAACUGUUCAUUGACGUGGAGGAGAACAGCGCGGUGGGGUCUGUCGUGGCCCGGAUCACUGCCACCGACCCCGACGAGGGCACCAACGCUCAGAUCAUGUACCAGAUUGUCGAAGGGAAUAUUCCAGAAGUUUUCCAGCUGGACAUUUUUAACGGCGACCUCACUGCACUCACAGACCUGGAUUACGAGACUAAAACAGAGUAUGUGAUUGUGGUCCAGGCCACCUCAGCACCACUGGUGAGUCGGGCCACUGUGCACAUCCGCCUGGUAGACAUGAAUGACAAUGUGCCGGUGCUGCAGAACUUUGAGAUUAUUUUCAACAACUACAUCACCAACAAGUCCAACAGUUUCCCAUCAGGAAUAAUAGGAAAGGUACCAGCUCAUGACCCGGACGUGUCGGAUAAGCUGCGGUACAAGUUUGAAUCUGGGAAUGAGCUCAAUCUGCUGCUGCUGAACGAGGACACAGGGGAUCUGAGGUUGAGCAGGGACCUGGACAAUGACAGAGCCCUGGAAGCACCCAUGAGUAUAUCCGUCUCAGAUGGUCUCCAUACUGUUACGGCCCUCUGCACGCUGCGAGUCACUAUCAUCACUGAUGACAUGUUGACCAACAGCAUCACGGUGCGUCUGGAGAACAUGUCCCAGGAGCGCUUCCUCUCUCCCCUGCUCAACCUCUUUCUUGAGGGCGUGGCGGCUGUGCUCUCCACCAAACGGGAAGCGGUGUUCGUGUUCAAUAUUCAAAACGACACCGACGUGCAAGGCUCCAUCCUCAAUGUGACCUUUUCGGCACUGCAGCCCGGAGGUGCCCCUGGUAAAGGGACGUUCUUCCCCUCUGAGGAGCUGCAGGAGCAGAUCUACCUCAACAGGACUCUGCUCAGGCUCAUAUCCUCUCAGGAGGUGUUGCCGUUUGAUGACAACAUCUGCCUGCGGGAGCCCUGUGAGAACUACAUGAAGUGUGUGUCGGUGCUGAAGUUUGACAGCUCCCCUCCCUUCAUUGCCUCCAACACGGUUUUGUUUCGGCCCAUCCACCCCAUCAACGGGCUGCGCUGCCGCUGUCCACUCGGUUUCACUGGGGACUACUGUGAGACGGAGAUCGACCUCUGCUACUCAGGACCCUGCAAGAACAAUGGGAGAUGCCGCAGCAGAGAGGGAGGGUACACCUGCGAGUGUUGUGAAGAUUUUGGGGAGCACUGCGAGCUGAAUGCAUCAUCAGGCCGGUGUGUGCCUGGUGUGUGUAAGAACGGUGGCAAGUGUGUCAACCGGCUUGCCGGUGGCUUCAUGUGCCAGUGUCCACCAGGGGAGUUUGAGAAGCCCUACUGUGAGAUGACCACACGAAGCUUCCCUGGACAGUCCUUCAUCACCUUUAGAGGCCUGAGGCAGAGGUUCCACUUCACUGUCUCCUUCACGUUUGCUACCAGAGAGAGAAACGCUCUGCUUCUCUACAACGGCCGAUUCAAUGAAAAACAUGACUUCAUCGCUCUGGAGAUCAUUGACGAGCAGAUUCAGCUCACCUUCUCUGGAGGUGAGACAAAGACCACAGUGUCUCCCUACAUCUCAGGCGGGGUCAGUGAUGGCCAGUGGCACUCAGUUCAGCUCCAUUACUACAACAAGCCAAACAUUGGGCGUCUUGGCAUCCCUCAUGGGCCCUCAGGAGAAAAGGUGGCUGUGGUUGCUGUAGAUGACUGUGACAUCUCCAUGGCGAUUCGUUUCGGAAAGCAGAUCGGCAACUACUCCUGCGCUGCCCAAGGCACCCAGACUGGACAGAAGAAGUCACUGGAUUUGACAGGCCCGCUGCUGCUAGGCGGAGUUCCCAACCUACCCGAGGACUUCCCGGUCAGGAACAGAGACUUUGUGGGCUGCAUGAGAAACCUCAGCAUCGACAGCAGACCCAUCGACAUGGCCAGCUACAUCGCUAACAACGGCACCGAAGCAGGUUGUCCAGCAAAGACAAACUUUUGCACAAAUGAGGUGUGUCAGAACGGAGGAGUGUGUGUCAGCAAGUGGAACACCUACAGCUGCGACUGCCCGACCGGUUACGGAGGCAAGAACUGUGAACAAGUUAUGCCAUCUCCUCAGUUCUUUGACGGCCAGGCGCUGGUCUCAUGGAGCGAUACGGACAUUACCAUCGCUGUUCCUUGGUACAUGGGCCUCAUGUUCCGCACCAGGCAGCCUGCUGGCACUCUGAUGCAGGCCAAUGCUGGACAAUACUCCACCAUCAACCUCAUGGUGAGUGAGCAGCAGGUCUAUAUGGAGGUGUUGCUGAAGCAGCAGCUUGUGGCCUCACUGAGAUUUUCCCAAGUUCGGGUCAAUGACGGAGAGUGGCACCACCUGCUGGUAGAGCUGAGAAGCGUUAAAGACGGGAAGGACAUUAAAUACAUGGUUUCUGUGUCCCUGGACUACGACAUGUAUCAGAAGUCGGUGGAGAUUGGAAAUGACCUCCCAGGAUUGAAGCUGCAAACUCUUCAUGUAGGAGGUCUGCCUGGAGACGACAACCAUGUCAGCAGAGGAUUUGUUGGCUGCAUACAGGGUGUGCGUAUGGGCGAGACGUCCACCAACGUGGCCAACGUAAACAUGGCUCAGGGCCUGAAGAUCCGCGUGGAAGACGGCUGCGACCUGGCUGAUCCCUGCGACUCCAACAUCUGCCCCGAGAACAGCCACUGCAGCGAUGACUGGAGCACACACACCUGUAUCUGUGACCCAGGUUACUUUGGUAAGGAGUGUGUGGAUGCUUGCCAGCUCAACCCCUGUGAGCACGUUUCCACCUGCGUUCGCAAACCGAGUUCGUCACAUGGCUAUACCUGUGAAUGUGGACAGAACCACUAUGGCCAGUACUGUGAAAACAAAGUGGAGAAGCCGUGCCCUCAAGGAUGGUGGGGCAGUCCCGUGUGUGGACCCUGUAACUGUGAUACGAGCAGGGGAUUUCAUAAAGACUGCAACAAGACCACUGGAGAGUGUCGCUGCAAGGAAAACCACUUUCGACCAGAAGGUGAGGACACUUGCUACCCCUGCGAGUGUUUCUCUGUUGGCUCCGAGUCUCGAACCUGCGACGCCAUCACUGGGCAGUGCCCUUGUAAAGGAGGAGUCAUCGGCCGUCAGUGUAACCGCUGUGAUAACCCCUACGCUGAGGUCACUCCUACUGGAUGCGAAGUGGUGUACGAGGGCUGUCCCAAGGCAUUUGAUGCAGGCAUCUGGUGGCCAAAGACCAAAUUUGGACGCCCUGCUGCCAUGAACUGUCCCAAAGGAUCAGUUGGUACUGCCAUCCGCCACUGUAACGAAAAGGGCUGGUUGUUGCCUGAGCUCUUCAACUGCACCACCGCCACCUUCUCCCAUCUGAAGAAAAUGAAUGAGGACCUGCGGCGCAACAGUUCAAGGAUGGACAGUGAGCGCUCCAAGACCAUUGUGCGUAUGCUUCAUAGUGCCACCAACAACACGGAGCAUUACUACGGCAACGACGUGAAAACGGCCGCCCAGCUGCUGAAUCACGUGCUGCAGUACGAGAGCCGGCAGGCGGGGUUCGACCUCACCGCCAUGAGGGACUCAGAGUUCAAUGAGAACCUGGUGCGAGCAGGUAGCGCCAUCCUAGAUCCUGACACCAAGGAGCACUGGGAUCAGAUCCAGAAGACUGAAGGUGGCACCGCCCAUCUGCUCCGCAACUUCGAGGAGUAUGCCAACACCCUGGCACAGAACGUCAGGAAAACCUACCUGAAACCCUUCACCAUCGUCACUGACAACAUGAUUCUAACCGUGGACUACCUGGAUGUGUCGGACCCGGAGAGGGCGACGUUGCCUCGGUUCCAGGACAUCGACGAGGCUUACUCAAGAGAGCUUGGGUCCUCCGUCCACUUCCCCCAGUUCAACCUCCACACUCAGGGCCACAAAGCAAAGCCCACCCCUGCCCCUCCGACUCAGACGGAUGCCCCACAGGAGGAGGAGGAGCACACUGUGUCCGAUAGGAGACGGCGCCAUCUUGAGCCAGCCGCCCCUCUGCCAGUUGCUGUGGUGAUAGUGUAUAAAUCACUGGGGAAGCUCCUCCCGGAGAGAUACGACCCUGACCGCAGGAGUCUGAGGAUCCCCAACCGUCCAGUGAUCAACACAGCCAUCGUGAGCGCCACGGUGCACAGUGAGGGUCCACCCCUUCCUCCCGUCCUGGAUCCCCCCAUCACCUUGGAGUACACCAUGCUGGAGACGGAGGAGAGAACCAAACCUGUGUGCGUCUUCUGGAAUCACUCCAUCGCGGUCGGAGGUACGGGCGGCUGGUCUGCUAAAGGCUGUGAGGUGCUCAACAGGAACAACAGCCACAUUAGCUGUCAGUGUAACCACAUGACCAGUUUCGCUGUGCUCAUGGACAUCUCCAAGCGAGAGCAUGGUGAUGUUCUCCCCCUGAAGAUCGUCACCUACACCACGGUGUCAGUCUCCCUGUUCCUCCUCCUCAUCACCUUCAUCUUGCUGUGCCUCUUGCGCCGGCUCCGCUCCAACCUCCACGCCAUCCACCGGAACCUGGUAGCAGCGCUCUUCUUCUCUGAGCUCGUCUUCCUGCUCGGCAUCAACCAGACUGACAACCCGUUCGUGUGCACGGUGAUAGCCAUCCUCCUCCACUACUUCUACAUGUGCACCUUUGCCUGGAUGUUCGUGGAGGGGCUGCACAUCUACCGCAUGCUGACAGAGCUGCGCAACAUCAACCACGGCCACAUGAGGUUCUACUAUGCCAUGGGCUGGGGCAUACCAGCUAUUAUCACCGGUUUGGCAGUCGGUCUUGACCCUCAAGGUUAUGGGAACCCAGAUUUCUGCUGGCUUUCUGUCCAUGACACACUCAUCUGGAGCUUCGCAGGACCCAUCUUUGUAGUCGUUCUGGUGAACAUAGUGAUCUUUAUUCUGGCUGCGAAGGCUUCAUGUGGUCGCAGGCAGAAGGCUAUGGAGAAAUCAGGAGCCAUUCCUGCUCUUCGGAUGGCCUUCCUGCUUCUGCUACUCAUCUGCGCUACCUGGAUGCUCGGUCUGAUGGCGGUCAACAAUGACGUAAUGACCUUCCACUACCUGUUCGCUGUCUUCAGCUGCCUGCAGGGAGUCUGCAUUUUCUUCUUCCACGUCAUCUUCAACAAAGAGGUGAGGAAAAACCUCAAGAACGUCCUCACAGGAAAGAAGACCAUACCUGACGAAUCCAGCACCACAAGGGCCUCAUUGCUCACGCGCUCUCUCAACUGCAACAACACGUACACAGAGGACGGCCCGCUGUACCGCUCAGGCAUUGGCGAGUCCACCGUCUCCCUGGAUAGCACGCUCAGGUCAGCCAAGAGCCGCAGCAGCUACCUGGCUUACACACUCAGGGAGGAGUCUGGUCAGAAGCCCAGCGUCUCCUCAGGAACAGCUAAAGGACACACAGAUCUGGACGGACCUUUGUUCCACAGGAACGGCACCAAGGGAGAAGACUCUGACUCAGACAGCGAGCUGUCAGUCGACGAACACAGCUCCUCCUACGCCUCCUCCCACUCCUCCGACAGCGAGGAUGACGACAUCGACGUCAAGCCCAAGUGGAACAACGAGAGGCAGCCUGUUCACAGCACACCUAAAGUGGAUUCAGUGUCCAAUCACGUGAAGCCUUACUGGCCCACAGAGACCACCACAGCCAGUGACAGCGAGGAUCCAGGCGGGGCACAGAGGCUGAGGGUGGAGACCAAGGUGAAUGUAGAGCUGCAUCCAGAAAAUAAGCUCAACCACAUCGGCGAAAGAGAGAGGGAGACUCCCACGGAGAGAGACAAACAAACGGCUGGUAACGCCAGAGAUGCGGCGCCACCUAGCCAACCUCACAGCAACAGCAACCACCAACCAGAGCAGAGAAAAGGUAUCUUAAAGAACAAGAUCAGCUACCCUCCUCCGCUGACGGACAAGAACAUGAAGAACCGUCUGAGGGAGAAGCUGAGCGACUACAACCCCCCCACCAUCACCUCCCCUCCCCCCAACAACAACAACACCUCCUCCCCGCCCCUCUCCUCCGUCAACAUCAUGACCCCUUCAUCCCGGCCGCCCUCACUGGCCUCCAACGACGGCAGUCGCCCCGGCAACCAUGACAACAGCUCCCUCAUCAAGCCCCCUGUCGCCACGCGGCCGCAGAUUCCUGCAGGGGCUCCACCGGCGAGCAUCUACCGGGAGACCAACGGAGGGGUGGCAAUGCACUUGAAGUCAGGGACGGUUAACGGAGGCAACGAUUCUGACUCAGACGGCAGUAACGAGACUUCGAUCUGACCUGUUAGGAAAACCCAGACCAGCCUGCCCUUGUGAGAGAAGGAGCAAAGAACCUGCUGGGGGAGGAGAGGAAAGGAGGAGAGCCAUGAGGACGGGAAUAAAAGAAAAGAAAACUGAAGACGGGCAGGGUGCUGCAGAUUGGGUGAAAGGGGAGGAAACAGUUCCCCACGCCUGAUCUGUCCAUCCACCCCUCCUCUCAUGUUCCCUCUCUCUGGAGAGCAGUAUUAAUUGCAGACUUUAAGACUGCCUGAGACAAGAAAAUAAGCAGAUAAUGAAAAGAUGUGAGAAAACAAUAAAGGGAAUUCUGGACUGUACCAAGAGAGGAAGCAAUGGAGCCACGUGUGCCAAAACCACUGUAGGAAAUGGGGACGCAGAAUCGGAAGAUGAAGAAUUGCCCCCAGGAUGCAUUGCAAGCCCCAAAACGGUGUUCCUCUGUGGUGGUUAUGUUGCCCUGUUAAUGGGUAAAGUUAGGAAAGCUGGAAAAGGCAGAUGAACAAUCACUGUGCAUGAACUCAGACUCAGAUACAUGCUGGUACAUUUGUAGUCCUAAAGGAUUUCAAGGACUACAAGUCCCAUCAGGCACAACCUGCUGUCUCACUGACUAUCGGACACAUCUGACGGCACUAUCACACACCAAGUGCUCUUUUUUUUUGUUUUGUUUUUUACUCAAAGAAAGGCUUCCGCGGCCUCUCAAUGCAGUGCAUUUAGAGUGUAAUUAACAUGUAGAUAUUGUUAAAGGUGAAGAAGAAAUGAUCUAUUUUGUAUGUCAGUCGUAGCGAGGACAAGUUUGUCGACUAAAAAUCAUUUGCCUGUGUUAUUCCAAUGGUGAAAAUCACUUGAUAUGCUGGUUUAAUAGACUGAGAACAAUCCUGAAUCAAGGCCUUACACAAACAAACACACACCAUCUCAACCUGUCAUGGGCUUUGCAGAGAUCCGCCACACUCUCUGGCACGAACACAUAACGGAUGCUGUUAUGUUUGUGUGUGAGAGCGACCUAGAAUGUCCAAAGUACAUGCACACACAGUACAGUGGGCCUAAAUGAACAUCAGUUAUGUGGAAUGGAGAGGAAUCGCCCCUCCUGUUGAAAACUCAGUUUUCCUGUUCAAGCACUAUAAACCUGAAGCCUUCUUUUCCAGUGUCCUUCCUGCCUGUUUGUCCGAUGCAACACUGUCCUGGUUACCAAAGUCAUGAACUACAGUAAAUGUGCACAUUAGGGUUGGAGUCAGUUUCACUUUUAACUCACUUUUCUUCCAAAAUAGGGGGCAGAGAAAGACGUUUACUGGUCUUUGGUGGCAUUGAAAUACAGCUCAGGAUUAUAAGUUAUCUUAAAGGAAUAGCUCAAGUGAGGUUUUAUGAGGUACAUAUCUAUAUUCUGUGUAUUACUUUAAGUAGAUAGCAGCCAGUACAUCCCCAUUUUGAAGAAACAGAUGCUACAGAAGCUAAGCAAUGUACUCUUGUGGAUGGGGGCUGCAGCGAAACAUAUUUUCGCCAGCUAAAAGAAAACACCUAAAAAUAUCUAAAUCAGUUUGAAUGUACGCCAUUUCUUUUCCAUCAGACAUCGAUUUCUGACAUGGCUCUGAAGCCAUACAUCGCUCUCUUUAAUGCCAGACUCAUUGUGGAGAAAUAGUGAUCACUGAACACAGGAGUUGCUGUUCUACAGCUGCCUUAAGGGGGAUUUAUACUAGUGCGGCAGACCCUACACCGUAGCCUACACACAUGGCCUACACCAUUGUAAGCAUUUCUACUUGUGCGGUGGUGUGGCUGUGUCACUCUGCAGUUACUCCUCCAAACCACUAGUCGGCGAUGGGGUUUCUGUGAAGUGCUGUAAAGUUGAGGUGACUCAAAACAUGGCCAAAACACACAUUAAACACACAUUGAA